ACAUCAGAAAUUCGCGUGUUUAUAAUUCAUUCUGUUUACCUCCUAUAUUAUACAAACGACAAAAGAAGACUCAGUGCAAGCCUCAUAUUCAUUUGGGUCUGUUUAGUUACAAUGAAUCGUGUCUUCAUGUACGGUACGCUAAAACAGGGGCAACCCUUGCAUUACGUGCUUUCCGAAGUUGGACAAGACCGGUAUAAAUAUGUCGGAAAGGGCUACACAAGCACCAAGUGGCCCCUCGUCAUUUCUUCAGAGCACAAUAUCCCAUAUCUAUUGGACAAGGAGGGCGACGGAUACAACAUCAAAGGCGAAGUUUACGACGUGGACGACGAUCUGUUAGCGCAUUUGGACCAAUUUGAAUGCUACCCCGACGUGUACGGCCGUCGCAAGGUUGAAAUAAUCAUGACAACCGUGGAGACGGAUUCGACCACCGAUUCGAAUACCAAUUCAAAAACCGACUCGGAGACCGACACUCGACUAGACCAAGAGAGGACGACAAUGGAAUGUUGGAUGUAUUAUCUAUCCGAGCCUAGUCCUACACUUCUGGAGCUGGAAGCGAUGGAAGAAUAUGACAGUUAUGGCUCCCACGGCAAACCGUAUAAACCUAUAUAUGUCCCGGACAAGGGCUGGAUAGGAGAACUAACAAAGCCGUCAUCAUAAACAACAUCUUUGAAACUUCAUAAGAAUUUCAAAAAUACUUUCCUGCCUGAAUAGGACAGAAUGAUGAAAACAAGGAGACUGAACUUUUACAAAUUCAUGAUAGAUAAUUAUACAUGCUGUAUACACGUCUUCUGUAGUAGAGUUUAUAUUUAUAGGGAUAGUCGACUUUAAGAUGUCCCCUUCUCUCUUUUUUUAAAAACAAUAUCAAAAUGUAUACUUUUUGUGAAAUAAAAGGGGUUAAGGUUUUUUUUAAGGGUAUGUUUUUAAUACAAUGUGGAAAUAAAACUUGAACUUGAUGUAAAAGUAUUCUGUUCCCUCAAAUUUCCUCCAUAUUUCCGACGAUUUUUCUUUUCUCACACAAAUAUGAAACCAGUGCUGAAACACCCACACAUCCAUCCAAAUACUUUCGCUGAACGCCCAAACCAGGGCUUCCGCUUUUCUUUUUUCAAAAGAAAAAUAGGAAAAAGUUUUUUAAGGAAUUUGAAACUAAAGAAAAAUUAACGGUAAGGAAAAUCGAAAUUAAGGAAAAUCAAAAUGAAUUUAAAGAAAAGGUGAAAAUUGUCUCAUUUGUGUUACCCACUUCUCUGAAUCAAGUGUAAACAUUUUUUUUUCGUCACGCGUGCUCAAAAAAUUUGAACUAAAAGUUCAUAUUCUUUUAAUGAAAGAAAAACAACAACAAAAGCAUGUAAGAGGCAUUUUGGACAAAUUAAAGAAAAUCUAUUGAAUUCCAGGAAAUCAUUCUGUUCUUUGGCAUCGACCCAAACAGACACACAUAACCACCCACUCACCCACACACAAGCCUGCAUCCCCACAUCGAACAAUUAUGUCUUUAGUUCACAAAGAUUCAUAUUGGCCACAAAUUGCAAGAUACAUGUUAUUUUUUAUAGAUAAAUCUGAUUUCCAAAUUUAUUGGUGCAUUUAUACAAACACAUGAUCACUUUUCCAUCAUUAAAUAUAUAAAGAAGCACUUUUUUCCAAUGUGUAA
Messenger RNA from Strongylocentrotus purpuratus (purple sea urchin), 1642 nucleotides. Its product is annotated as putative gamma-glutamylcyclotransferase CG2811. NCBI's taxonomy places the organism in Eukaryota, Metazoa, Echinodermata, Echinoidea, Camarodonta, Strongylocentrotidae. Gene Ontology annotation, molecular function: gamma-glutamylaminecyclotransferase activity. Bases 112 to 657 code for a protein of 181 amino acids. The transcript has 2 exons. The record is from RefSeq and is a predicted model, not a curated record.